Messenger RNA from Fusarium sp. VM40, 1071 nucleotides. NCBI's taxonomy places the organism in Eukaryota, Fungi, Ascomycota, Sordariomycetes, Hypocreales, Nectriaceae. The record is from the annotation of a GenBank genome assembly.
AUGGCUGCAACCACAACAAUGAGAGCCGUAAUCUUCAAAGGUUUUGAGAAUGUACAGGUCGAAGAUCGCCCAAUGCCGACGAUCGAAGACCCCAGAGACGCGAUUGUCAAGGUGACUGUCUCUGCCCUCUGUGGAAGCGAUCUUCACUGGUAUCGUGGCCAUCAGGAUAUCCCCACGGGCUUCAUCCCAGGUCAUGAGUUUGCCGGCGUGGUUCAUGAACUGGGAAGCGAGGUGACAAACCUAAAGCAGGGUGAUCAAGUUGUUGCCACCUUCACCACGCAGUGCGGUGAUUGCUUCUACUGCAAGAGAAAGCAGACUAGCCGUUGUGCAGAAAGCUUUCUAUUUGGAAACAGUGCAGGAACUAGGAGUAUCGACGGUGGUCAGGCAGAGUAUGUGCGCGUCCCCUUUGCAAGCUCAUCUCUGGUGCGCAAACCAAGUGAGAUUCCAUCUGACAUGCUGGUCUUGAUGGGAGACAUCUUCCCCACCGGCUACUUUUGCGCCUUGCGUUUCCUCAAGAGCAUGAACCCCGAUGAGGCCCGUUCUGCCUGUACCGUCGUAGUCGGGUGUGGUCCUGUGGGUACAUGCGCUAUCGCCGCAGCGAGUCAAUGGUGCGACAACAUCUUCGCUAUCGACAUGGUCACGGAUCGUCUCGAGGAAGCGCGACGCCUUGGAGCAAAACCCAUCCUCCUCACGGAUGACCCAGUCUCCAAGAUUCUCGCUGCCACGGAAGGUCGCGGGGCCGACCAGGUGCUCGAGGUUGUCGGAACCUCUGACGCCAUGAAGCUUUGCAUCCAGCUGGCUCGCCCUUUUGCUUGCAUAAGCAGUGUCGGUGUUCAGACCAACCAACUUGAGUUUGACGGACCAUCGCUCUACGCCAAGAACCUGACCAUUGCUUGGGGACGGUGUCCUGUGCGAGGUAUCUUUGAGGAGGCUCUGGCAUCUCUCGCUAAAGUGCACCAUAAGCUGGCCUUUCUCUGCCAAUGUCGCAUGAAGCUAGAAGAGGCCCCGGAAGCCUACAAGCUUUUUAAUGACCGUAAGGUACACAAGGUACUGUUCACUAUGGACCCAUAA